AUGAUGAUGAUGAUGAUGAUGAUGGUCUUUGUUCACGUGAAAAAGACAAUAACCCUGCAGGCCAUGUGCCACUCAGACGGUAAUCCUCCAUCAUGGGGAGUGCAGAGAUUUGAUGAAGUGCAGGACGUUCACAGAGCCUGGAUCGAGAGAACCUUCCAGAAGAGAGAAUGCAUCCAGAUCAUUCCCAGCAAAGAUGCCAGCAGGUGCAGCUGUGGUCAGCAGGUGGCACAGCACCCCCCCAUCCCAGCAGGGGCAGGUGAGGAAACGGCCCAGCUGGUUCAACUGGACGUCCAUCCUACAGAACGAUGGAGUGCCUUGAAACACACGCAGACGUCCGCCACCGACGCCUACGGGGUACUAGAGUUCCAGGGAGGCGGACAUGUCAACAAAGCAAUGUACAUCAGGGUCUCCUAUGACUCCAAGCCAGACUCUCUCCUCCACCUGAUGGUGAAAGAGUGGCAGCUGGAGCUGCCUACAUUGCUAAUCUCCAUCCAUGGAGGGCUUCAAAACUUUGACCUUCCACCCAAACUAAAGCAAGUCUUUGGAAAGGGGCUGAUCAAAGCUGCUGUCACCACUGGAGCCUGGAUCUUCACAGGUGGAGUCAGCACAGGAGUGAUCCGUCAUGUCGGAGACGCUCUCAAAGACCAUUCAUCCAAGUCCAGAGGAAAGGUCUGCGCCAUUGGUAUCGCACCCUGGGGAAUUGUUGAGAACAAAGAGGACCUGAUUGGGAGAGAUGUGACAUGCCCCUAUCAGACCAUGUCCAACCCACUGUCCAAGCUGUCGGUCCUGAACAGCAGCCACUCACACUUCAUCCUGUCUGACAAUGGGACCACGGGCAAAUACGGAGCUGAGGUCCGCCUUCGUCGGCAGCUUGAAAAGCACAUCUCCCUGCAGAAGAUCAAUACACGUUUGGGUCAGGGGGUCCCGGUGGUCUGUCUGAUCCUAGAGGGGGGUCCAAACGUCAUCUCCAUUGUGAUGGAAAGUCUGAAAGAGGAGCCUCCUGUCCCAGUCGUGGUUUGUGACGGAAGCGGCCGAGCCUCCGACAUCAUCUCCUUUGCUCAUAGAUACUGCGAGGAGGACGGGUUGGUGAACGAGAGUGUUAAAGAUCAGCUGCUGGUCACCAUCCAGAAAACCUUCAACUACAGCCGCAGUCAGGCUCAGCAGAUCUACCUCAUGGUGAUGGAGUGCAUGAAGAAGAAAGCUCUGAUUACAGUUUUCAGGAUGGGCUCAGAGGGGCAGCAGGACAUCGAGAUGUCCAUCCUCACAGCUCUGCUGAAAGGUACCAAUGCUUCUGCCUCCGAUCAGCUGAGCCUGGCUCUGGCCUGGAACCGAGUGGACAUCGCUCGUAGUCAGAUCUUUGUCUACGGCCUCCACUGGCCUCCUGUGAGCGCCUUAACGGCUGAUCGGCCUAAAAGCCCGGCAGCCCAGCGCCCGGCAGCAGCAGCAGCUAAAGGGAAAGCUAGAGGAAAGAAAGGGAAAGGAGCUAAAACCAAACCAGAACCACCGGAGGAGACCGACCCACGGAAACUGGAGCUGCUCAACUGGGUUAACUCUUUGGAACAAGCCAUGAUGGAUGCUCUGGUGUUGGACAGGGUGGAUUUUGUCAAGCUUCUGAUUGAAAACGGCGUCAACAUCCAUCACUUCCUGACAAUACCACGUUUAGAAGAACUGUACAACACAAAGCUGGGACCUGCAAACACGCUGCACUUUGUGGUCCGAGAUGUCAAGAAGGGGAAUCUUCCUCCUGAUUACCAGAUAACACUGAUUGACAUCGGGCUGGUUCUGGAGUUCCUAAUGGGUGGAGCAUACCGCUGCAAUUACACCAGGAAGAAUUUCAGGACACUGUACAACAACCUGUAUGGACUCAAAAGACCUAAAGCUCUGAAGCUGCUUGGAAUGGAGGACGAUGAGCCGCGACCAAAGGGUAAAGGGAAAAAAAGCAAGAAGAAGGAGGAGGAAGUAGAUAUUGACGUAGAUGACCCUGAGGUCAGCAGGUUUCAGUAUCCCUUCCAUGAGCUGAUGGUGUGGGCAGUACUGAUGAAGCGCCAGAAGAUGGCGCUGUUCCUGUGGCAGAGAGGUGAGGAGGCUAUGGCUAAAGCUCUGGUAGCCUGUAAACUCUAUAAGGCCAUGGCUCACGAGUCCUCCCAGAGCGAGCUGGUGGACGACAUCUAUCAGGAUCUGGAGAACAACUCAAAGGAGUUUGGCCAGCUGGCCUACGAACUGCUGGACCAGUCAUACAAACACGAUGAGCAGCUGGCAAUGAAAAUGCUGACCUAUGAACUCAAGAACUGGAGUAACUCCACCUGCCUGAAGCUUGCUGUAGCUGCCAAGCACAGAGACUUCAUCGCUCACACCUGCAGUCAGAUGCUGCUGACUGACAUGUGGAUGGGAUGCCUGAGGAUGGGCAAGAGCAACAGUCUGAAGGUGAUUUUGGGAAUUAUUUUCCCACCCACCAUCCUGCUCUUGGAAUUCAGACUUGGAGAUGAAGCUUUUCACCAUUCAUCAAGAGAAAACAUGGCUGGGAGCACUAAAGACGAGGACAAAUUUAACAAGGACGCUGCCUCCAACAUGGACACUGUGUCCAAGAAAGGAGAUGAAGAGGAGAACCAGAAGGGACACCUGAGGAUUCCCAUUGGGAGGAAAAUUUAUGAGUUUUACAACGCCCCCUUCACCAAGUUCUGGUUCAACACGAUCUCAUACCUGGUGUAUCUCAUGCUUUAUAACUACAUCAUCCUGGUGAAGAUGGAACGCUGGCCUUCUUUGCAGGAGUGGAUUGUCAUCUCUUACAUCAUCACUUUGGGCCUGGAGAAAGUCAGACAGAUCCUUAUGUCGGAGCCAGGAAAGCUAAAACAGAAGAUCAGUGUGUGGUUGGAGGAUUACUGGAACAUCACUGAUCUGGUGGCCAUCACUCUCUUUAUACUGGGCCUUCUACUGCGGCUCCAGAGCGAACCCUCCAUGGGCUAUGGACGAGUCAUCUACUGUGUCGACAUCAUAUUCUGGUACAUUCGAGUCCUCGACAUCUUUGGAGUCAACAAGUACCUGGGCCCCUACGUCAUGAUGAUCGGGAAGAUGAUGAUCGACAUGUUGUACUUCGUAGUCAUCAUGCUGGUGGUGCUGAUGAGUUUCGGUGUAGCUCGGCAGGCGAUCCUCCAUCCGGAUGAGGAACCUACAUGGCGCCUUGCUCGGAACAUCUUCUACAUGCCAUACUGGAUGAUCUACGGAGAAGUAUUUGCAGACUCCAUAGACCUUUAUGCAAUGGAGAUUAACCACAUCUACAUCGUACUGAAGAGUCUGUGCUGCAAAUGCAGGCGCAAGCCGGAGGGAGAACGCGACGACCGGGAGAGGCGACUCCAGCUGGUGCUUAAUGCGGAGGAGAUCAAGAGUCUGUACGAGUUUGAGGAGCAAUGCGUGGAGGAAUACUUCAGAGAGAAAGAGGAUGAGAAGCAGUCCUCCAACAACGAGCGAAUCAGAGUCACAUCUGAAAGGGUGGAGAACAUGUCCAUGCGUCUGGAAGAGGUGAAUGAAAGGGAGCACUCCAUGAAGGCAUCCCUGCAGACGGUGGACCUCCGCCUGGCUCAGCUGGAGGAGUUCUCUGGUCGGAUGAUGAACGCCCUGGAGAAGCUCGCCGGCAUUGACCGAACCGAGCUGGUUCGUACAGGAUCCAGGGCAUCGUCCGUAUGCGGGUCGUCAUCUCUCUUACGGCACGGCAGCAUCAACAGCGUCGACGGACAUAGCCUGUACCGGUACCAGCUAGACCUUGACGACAGGAUGACGGGAGAUACAGAGCACAAAGGAGUCCGUCUAAGUCCUGAAAGAAAAGCAACUAAGUCAGAGGGAGGAAAUACAACAGGGGGCCUUAAGGAUCUCGUUUCAACCCUUGAAGUCGGAGGCGUGAGGGACAGAGCCCAGUCUCUAUCCAACGUUGACAUCUUGAUCUCCCCAUGUGACCUCAGCAGCUCCUCUACUCCGCCACAUGAGGGUCUUACAGGUGCAGCGUUAAACAAAUCAUCACUGAAGGGUCAACUGGAGGCAGUUCCAUCAUUUCCUGUGGAGAGGUCAAAGGUUACAACAUCUUUAUCAUCCCCAACACAAGAUAGCGAGAAGCCUGUGAGCUCCAUCAUCUGCAGCCCCAUGGAGCACGAGUGGCUUGACCGUCCGCCAUCUUCUCAGGUGAUAAAAGGAAAUGACAGAGCAGGAGAGGAGGGAUCCGAGGUUCCAGGUCAGGAGUCGAUAGGCGAGACUGUGAUCGAAGAUGAGGAGGAGCAGCUGCUGGUGUCCGAAGACAGGAUUUACCCAGCGCUGCGCUCCAAAAGUCUCAACACCAACCCAAGGAAAACAAGGACUAAGAGACAAGAGCAAGAGGAGAAGCCUCGCUCAGCUAGCAGUGUUAAAGACUUGGUGUCAGUGUUCAGGGGGGGUCAGGAGGCCCCCGACCAGAACCAGAGACUCUGA
This is a messenger RNA of Cyprinodon variegatus (sheepshead minnow), 4452 nucleotides long. RefSeq names its product transient receptor potential cation channel subfamily M member 1-like. Gene Ontology annotation, cellular component: membrane. NCBI's taxonomy places the organism in Eukaryota, Metazoa, Chordata, Actinopteri, Cyprinodontiformes, Cyprinodontidae. Gene Ontology annotation, molecular function: calcium channel activity. The transcript is spliced from 27 exons. Gene Ontology annotation, biological process: calcium ion transport into cytosol; protein tetramerization. The coding region runs from base 1 to 4452 and encodes 1483 amino acids. The record is from RefSeq and is a predicted model, not a curated record.